AUGAAAUUACAUGGAAACACCAUCAUGUCACAGUUCUACUCACAUCGUCAAUUAAUUUUUUCCGAUGAAAAGAACGAUAAAGAAUCGAUCACAGUCACUAUACUAGAGACAUUUGAUACAUCAUCAUCGUACGGUCUUUAUCUCUGGCCAUGUUCACCGGUACUUGCUCAAUAUAUUUGGUAUCACCGAAGUGAUUUUAUCGGCAAGAAGGUCCUUGAAAUCGGCGCAGGUACUUCAUUACCCAGUCUCGUUGCAGCCAAAAUCGGUGCUCAUAAUGUCGUGUUAUGUGAUAAUCCAAAAAUCGACAAAUGGUCUCCAUUGAUACAUGAAACGCUCGCUAAGAACGCUAUGAUCGCCGAUCGAAUUCGUGUUGAAUUUCUAGAUUGGUAUGAUGAAAGGAGUAUCGAUGAUCUAAUCAAGAAACACUUCCCAACGAAUAUUGAUAUCAUACUUGGUUCAGAUAUAUUCUUUCACAAAAAAGACUUCGAAAUAAUUCUGACUUUGCUCGACAAACUCUUUUCAAAUGGGCAAUCAACGCUGAAGUUUAUCGGAACUAUCGAACGACGAAGUCGAAGUACGAUGUUGAAAUUGAAUCACUUGAUCGAUAUGUGGAAUUUCAAGUUCGAAAUGGUGCCAUUGAAGAAUUUCAAUGGCGAAACAAUUUAUCCAAAUAUUGUGGCAGGACAUGACAUUCUUCUUUGUCUAAUCACGAAAGAAUGA
Adineta ricciae is the source of this 720-nucleotide messenger RNA. The record is from the annotation of a GenBank genome assembly. NCBI's taxonomy places the organism in Eukaryota, Metazoa, Rotifera, Eurotatoria, Adinetida, Adinetidae.